AUGGCGACAAACUUUGACAUGAACGAUAUGACCGUUGAACAACUUAUGGCGCUUGGUGAAAUAAUUGAUGAUAGCGAUUAUGAGGAAAAUCUUGAGGAUGAAGUGGAGAAACUCUAUGGGGACAAGUUCUACCGUGUUGCACCUAAGGAUAAGGGAGAAAACCCCCUCAUGGAAGAACAACUGUUCAUUGAUGAAGGCGAUUGCACUACGGAUCCCAAGAGACCAAGGAGACUCCCGCUCAACUACAAGGGUAAGAGAGGAAUAAUGCCAACAUGGAAAUAUUCCGAGAGACAGAAGGCAAAGGCCCUACUAGUUGAGGAGGCGUACCAGAGCCUACUAAGUAAAGGAGUUGAAGGCCUGCCACCAACAAUGGGAGGUAGAUGGAGAACGGACGAUCCCCAGGUAAACGCGGAGAUGAAGAGGCUCGAAAACCUUGGGAAUCCCAAGCGUCCUAGAGGCAGACCACCAAAGGUUAAGGCCGAUAGUGAAGCCAAGGUCCCCAAAAGGAGAGGUAGACCACCAAAGGCUAAGGUAGCUGAAACACUAAAGGUUAAGGUCCCCAAACCACCAAAGGCUAAGGUAAGUAAAACACCAGAAGCUAAGGUCCCCAAAAGAAGAGGUAGACCACCAAAGGCUAAGGUAGCUGAAACACUGAAACCUAAGACUAGAAAACAAACAGUCGCGGAGAGGUUCAUAAGUCAGAACCGAAUAAAACUCUCAGUUCCCGCGGAUAGCGUUAUAACUCAGGUGGGACCAAAUAAGUUCACGGCGACUGUGGACCUCAGCAGAAAACCGACAAGGAAAGCUCCUGAGGUGCCAAAGGGUGUGGCUCCGUGGAAACCUAGGGAAAGACCAGUUCCCAAGCCUAGGACUGUAAUUCCUAGGGAAAGACCACUUCCCAAGCCUAGGACCAAAAAGCCAGUGCCUCCUCCAAAGUUAAGGAAGCCUGUGAAGGUAACUAGGGAAGUUGGGGAACAGCCGGUAGUGGUCGCACCAGAGGAACAUGAAAUCGAUCCUUUUGGAACAUACCUUGAGAAGCCAUCCUAUAGGAAAAUAGAAACUGCCGCAAAUGGUGCCGCUGUGACUUAUUCCAUAACUCCAAAUUAUAUGGAUCCCCUAGACCAGAUGACCGCGAGUAGGCAGGUGGUGAGGGGAAUAUUAGUAAAUGAGCUGAAGAGAAUGGGAGGUCUGAAAUAUACGGAAACCAUCAAGGUAAGAAUGUCGAAGGAAAUCGGAAAUGAUAAAACAAAGAAGGAUUCAAUAUACUUCAAGUCAAAAACAGGAACCGCAACCAACUUCGAGGACAUUGAAAGCACUGCCGCCCAGAACCAGCUGACAAUCUUAUCUAGAAUUGAAACCUUCCAGAACUUAGGUUCAAACUGGAUCAUAUUAAAUAUUGAGAGCCAUUACGUUAAUAUUGCGAUGUAUAAACCUCUAAAGGGUAGUUCAUAUAUGAAGUUACCCGCAGACAUCAGCAAUCCAAAAUGCGGCCUCAUAAAUAUGCAAAACAAUGACAAUAAAUGUUUUAUGUGGAGUCAUCUGAGACAUGUGAGACCCAAAGCUAGAAGAGCAACCACCAUUACACGACAGGAUAUGGAGUUCGCAGAAAACCUAGACUAUGAGGAAAUAGACUUCCCCGUGAAAAUAAGCGACAUUGAUAAAAUUGAGAGGAAGAACUCCAUAAGCAUAUCAGUGUUUGGCUAUAAGGGUAAGAAGCAGUUCUAUCCAAUUAGAAACUCCAAAACAAAAUAUGACGAGCAUAUGGAGCUGCUGUUGUUGGGUGACAACGAGGGUGGUAACCACUACGUUCUAAUAAAGGAUGUAAACAGAAUGCUCUUCAGCAUUAGCGGAAACUCAAACAAGAAACACUUUUGCUUACACUGUCUUCAUAGUUGCGUUAGUGAGGAGUCACUGGAAAACAUCGUGAAACAUGUAUUGAGGUAAAUGGAACUCAAGCCACAAAGCUUCCGAGUGAGGGUACAAAAAUAAAGUUCAAAAACCAUAGGAACUCAUUGCCCGCACCAUUUGUAAUAUACGCCGAUUUUGAGUCCAUACUAGUUCCAGAAGAGAGAAGGCUUGAUUCUGAAGACCCUGAGGACAAGAGUACUACAGACCUUUACCAAACCCACAAGGCCUGUAGUUUUGGGCUUAAAACAGUGUGCCACUACGAUGACCAGUACUCCGGUGAAUAUAUAAGCUACGUUGGUGAAGACGCCACAGUGGUCUUUUUGAAGACCGUACUGAAGGAGUCCAUUAAGUGCCGAGAGAUGGUAAAUAAAGUAUUCAAGAAAAAGAUGGAAAUCACACCAGAGCAAGAAGCUGAAUUCUGGAUGACAAGAAACUGCUCCAUAUGUGGCAACGACUUAGGUGAUGACAGAGUGAGAGACCACGACCACGUAACUGGAUUGUACCGUGGAGCUGCCCAUAAUAUGUGCAACCUAAAAUAUAGAAUCACAUGGAAAGUUCCAGUGGUCUUCCACAACCUAAGAGGUUAUGAUAGCCAUCUAAUAAUGCAGGAAAUUGGUAAGUUUAAGAUGAACAUCAACGUGGUCCCAAAUAACAUGGAAAAAUACAUUUCCUUCUCACUAGGUAAAAGUCUUGUGUUCAUUGACUCAAUACAAUUCAUGGCUUCUUCCCUGGAGGCACUUGUGAGUAACCUUUCACCUGAAGACUUCAAGAUAGUCGGUCAGCGGUGGCAAGGUGAGGACUUCGAUCUUGUGAGACAAAAAGGUAUAUUCCCUUACGAAUACCUGGAUGACAUAAGUAAACUUGAUACUGAGGGACUUCCAAGUAAAGACAAAUUCUACUCAUCUCUAUAUGAGUCUGAAGUGAAAGAAGAAGAUUACCAGAGAGCUCUAAAAGUCUGGGAUCACUUUAAGAUGAAAACAAUGAGAGACUACCACGAUCUCUACCUGGAGACUGACGUUCUUCUUCUAGCAGAUGUUUUUGAGAAUUUCAGAAGGACUUGUCUGGAAAACUACAAGCUUGACCCUGCUCACUACAUAUCAGCGCCAAGUCUAAGUUGGGACGCAUUCCUAAAACAGUCAGGAGAGGAAAUAGAAUUGGUAAGCGAUAUGGACAUGUUCCAGUUCUUUGAGAAGGGAAUGAGAG
Messenger RNA from Paramuricea clavata, 3111 nucleotides. NCBI's taxonomy places the organism in Eukaryota, Metazoa, Cnidaria, Anthozoa, Malacalcyonacea, Plexauridae. The record is from the annotation of a GenBank genome assembly.